Messenger RNA from Lepisosteus oculatus (spotted gar), 4457 nucleotides. It is a transcript of the gene dhtkd1, whose product is annotated as dehydrogenase E1 and transketolase domain containing 1. Gene Ontology annotation, molecular function: thiamine pyrophosphate binding; oxoglutarate dehydrogenase (succinyl-transferring) activity. The record is from RefSeq and is a predicted model, not a curated record. Gene Ontology annotation, biological process: tricarboxylic acid cycle. Lineage: Eukaryota; Metazoa; Chordata; Actinopteri; Semionotiformes; Lepisosteidae.
CGGAGCUGGAGGUGUUGCUAAACCCCCUGUUCUGGAGAAAGUAUGGCCGACUAAUUGUACAGUGUGCAAGCUGAAAAAGUAUUCGUUUUCGAAUAAGAUAAGCGAGUAAAACAUGUCAGCAUUUAUUUUAGUUAGACCUUUCCAUUUAGCAACAAGAACUUAUCUGAAUUCUGCCCGGCCACUUCUACGUAAUUUAUAUCACACAGAGAGAGGCGUCUACGGAUACAAACCAAAGAGGACUGACACAGACCCUAAAUUGAUCAAGAACGAACAUAUCUCUGCACAUGAUCAAGAUCAUGGGUUGGCACGGCUGGUCGAGGCAUACCGAACUCAUGGGCAUAAGGCAGCAAAGAUUAACCCCUUAUUCACUGGGCAGGCAGUGAUGGACAUGGUGCCUGAAAUCAGUUACUUAACUGAGGUGCUUCAUGGGCCUUUCAAUACAAGCACCUUAACUCACUUUGGGAAAGGAGAGGCCUCACUGGAAAAUGUCUUGGCAUACCUGGACCAUACCUACUGUGGCCACAUCAGUAUCGAGACCAGCCAGCUGCAAAGCCUGGAGGAGAGAGAGUGGUUUGCCAGCAGGUUUGAGGAACUAAAGAAGGAAACUUUCUCCCCUGAAGAGAGGAGACAACUGGCCAAGCUCAUGCUGGAAUCUCAGGAAUUUGACCACUUCUUGGCCACUAAGUUUGCAACAGUAAAGAGGUAUGGGGGGGAAGGAGCAGAGAGCAUGAUGGGAUUCUUCCAUGAGCUGUUCCGCAGCGUGUCGUACAGUGGAGUGACGGACGUGAUCAUGGGCAUGCCUCAUCGCGGGAGACUCAACCUGCUCACUGGGCUCCUGCAGUUUCCACCGGAGCUUAUGUUUCGUAAGAUGAGGGGUCUCAGCGAGUUUCCCGAGAACUCCCCAUCCAUUGGAGACGUGUUGUCCCACCUAACCUCCUCCGUAGAUCUGGAUUUUGGUUCGGGACACCCUCUCCAUGUCACUAUGCUGCCCAACCCCUCGCACCUGGAGGCUAUCAACCCUGUCACAGUGGGCAAGACCAGAGGAAGACAGCAGUCCAAGAAGGAUGGGGACUACUCUCCAGACAGCAGCGGUCAGCCUGGGGACAAAGUCAUCUGUCUGCAGGUUCACGGGGACGCGUCCUUCUCGGGCCAAGGAAUCGUUGCAGAGACGUUCACCAUUUCGAACCUCCCUCACUUCCGGGUGGGGGGCAGCAUUCACCUGAUCGUGAAUAACCAAGUGGGCUACACCACUCCCGCCGAAAGGGGCAGAUCCUCGCUGUACUGCAGCGAUAUCGGCAAGAUGGUGGGCUGUGCCGUGAUCCACGUCAACGGGGACGACGCGGAGGAGGUGCUGCGGGCCACCCGGCUGGCAGUGGAGUACCAGCGGCGCUUCCGCAGGGACGUGAUUGUCGACCUGCUGUGCUACCGGCAGUGGGGACACAACGAGCUGGACGAGCCUUUCUUCACGAACCCCGCCAUGUACAAGAUCAUCAGAUCCAGAAAGAGUAUUCCCGACUCCUAUUCGGACCUGCUGAUAACAGAAGGGCUCAUGACCGAGCAGGAGAGGGCUGAGAUUAAGAGUGCCCACUACUCCCAGCUGAAUGAGCGCUUGGCUAACAUGACGCUCUACAGCCCACCCCCCACCAACCUGCAGGGGCACUGGCAAGACCUGGUGGAGCCCCAGGCAAAGAUCAGCACCUGGGACACAGGCGUCCCUACAGAGCUGCUUCAGUUUGUGGGAGCCAAGUCUGUGAGCAUCCCUGAGGAGAUCCAGCUGCACAGCCACCUUAACAAGACACACGUUCAGGCCAGACUUCAGAAACUAGAGGAGGGCAUGAAACUUGAUUGGUCUACAGCUGAGGCCUUGGCGUUCGGUUCCCUUCUGUGUCAAGGCUUCAAUAUCCGCAUCAGCGGGCAGGAUGUCGGACGCGGCACUUUCAGUCAGCGCCAUGCCAUGGUUGUGUGCCAGGAGUCCAAUGACAUGUACAUCCCUCUGAAUCACAUCAUGCCAGAGCAGAAUGGAUUCUUAGAGGUUUGUAACAGUGCUCUGUCGGAAGAAGCUGUGCUCGGGUUUGAGUAUGGAAUGAGUAUUGAAAGCCCGAAGCUUUUGCCAAUAUGGGAAGCCCAAUUUGGAGACUUCUUUAAUGGAGCUCAGAUCAUAUUUGACACGUUCAUCUCUGGAGGUGAGGCUAAAUGGCUCCUUCAGAGUGGUAUGGUCAUCCUCCUGCCUCAUGGCUAUGAUGGUGCUGGCCCGGAGCACUCCUCCUGUCGCAUCGAGAGGUUUCUGCAGCUGUGCGACAGUAAGGAGGAAGGUGUAGAUGGGGACAACGUCAACAUGUCUGUGGUCAAUCCCACCACCCCAGCACAGUAUUUCCACCUUCUGCGUCGGCAGAUGAUUAGAAAUUUCCGAAAGUCCCUCAUUGUAGCUUCGCCAAAGAUGCUGCUCCGAUUCUCGGGUGCUGUGUCAAGCUUGGCAGAAAUGGCCUCAGGAACAACAUUCAGACCUGUUUUUGGUGAUCCUUCUGUGAAUCCCAGCAAUGUGAGGCGCGUGGUGCUGUGCAGUGGAAAACACUAUUACGCCCUGCUGAAACAGAGAGAGGCGUCCGGGGAGGCCCAGCAGAACACGGCCCUGAUCCGGCUGGAGGAGCUGUGCCCUUUCCCUCUGGAGGCUCUGCAGCAGGAGCUCAGCAAGUACCGCCAAGUCAAAGAUUUUAUCUGGAGUCAAGAAGAGCCUCAGAAUAUGGGACCUUGGUCUUUUGUAGCACCCAGAUUUGAAAAGCAGUUAGCCUGUAAGCUGCGGCUGGUCAGCAGGCCUCCUCUGCCUGCUCCGGCUGUGGGGAUCGGGACGCUGCACCAUCAGCAGCAGGAGGCCAUUCUCACCAGCUCCUUCGCCUGAGGGACAGCUGGAGCGCGCCGAGCCUGCUCCUCGAGACGAGAAGCAGGGGUCUCAGGGUUGACGGAACGGAAACGGAAUCUGUUUUUCUGUCUUUUUUUUUUUUUAAAUCAACCAUUUGAAGUGUAGGUGGUGAAUGAAACGCAUACAGUAGGAGUACCGGGGGGGUUGUCUUCAGUCGCUAACAAUAAAGGGUGCAGGUAACUGGUCUCCAGGUUGCUUGGGACCAGCAGUGAAAAGUGCUCAAGGAAAUGGUUAAAGGUUCAGCUGAAGAAAGACCAUGGUCUUUCCUCCUGCCCUGUUUAAAUAAAAACUCCUUUUCCCUUUCGUUGUGUGCAUUGGAGAAAGACAGUCGCAACUUUCCCCCAUUGUUAUAGCAGGAGCUUCAGCCAAUGAAGAAAUACUGAAAAAAUAACCGUAAUCUGUUACAUUACAUUAAUCAAAAUGUUUAUUCAAAAUGCUGCCUAUAUCACAUGCUUCUCCCAUCUUCUUUAAUUUGCAGAAAACAAUUAUUGUGCAUUAAAGAAUGGAUCUUUAAUUAACAUCCCAACAAACAAAAACAACUUUUUUUGUUUUAUAAACCUAACUCUUUAGAAAUGGGGUUUGUUAAUGUAACCCAGUAAGCUUUCCAUGGCACGUAAGUUGCUGUUACGAUGGUACAGAAAUCUAUAUCCAAAUUGUACAUAAUCAAGCUGUGCAUCAUUGAUGACUAAGAAAACUACAUGCCAGUAGGCUGUGUGUUUCCUCUGGUGUAAUAUACUGUAUUUAAAUGGAAGCUGAAUGAAUUGUGUUUUCACCUUGUGUUGGUAUGAAUGUGGCUGGCGGUUGUGACUCGCCUCACUGGACCUUCCGUACUAGAUACGUUUUCUCAAAAAAACCUGGAUCCUAAGUAUGGUUUUGGAGGAAACAACCAUGCAGACCAAAGGCUUUCAGCACCUAGUUAGUUCCCAUUGCAUUUCAAGGAGUUCAUUGCAUUGUAGCAGGCUAUUGGUGGAAAAUCAAAUUAAGAAAACAGCACUUUUAACUGUGAUUACAGGUAAUGUAAUACCUGUGCACAUGUUUGACCCACACAAUAUUUGAGAAAAUUUGUUGAUUUUACCUUUGCAGGCAUCUGUUGUUAAUUCCUGGCUAUGAUCUGGGUUAAAUGACUGAUCACACUUUUUUACUAGUUGCUUGAUGCAGGGAAAUGGCUAAGGGAAAAUCUUCAUCCUUUUUGAUGUAUAGUAAAAUCUGGAUGUUUACAUUUCAGUGCAUCCGAAAGUAUUUGUAUUAAUAGCAAAUGUCUUUUUUUUCCUAAAAAAAAUCAUUUUCAAAGAUUUGUGAAUUCAAUCUUAUUAUAUUGAAGACUAUAAAGCUUUUGCAUUUGAUUUAUUUUUUAGAAAAAGCAGAUAAUCUACCACUUACUUAAGACAUCAAAAAUGGACAUUAAAGUUGUACACAGCUUUUAGAAUAUCAAGUGGUAUGUCAUAACGCUGUUCUGUGUUGUAGUUUACAUUCUGCGUUGCAUGCAUUUUAAUUCGUUCUGGAGGGGAAAGCACAAUAAACUUCAUACAGAUUUGACAGA